CAGCUGUGAGAUGCCCUCCACACGACGACCAACCUGCUCACAAGAACUGCUGUAUGUUCACAGCUUGGCCAGGUCUCUUGCGCGAGGGUAUAUCUCUGCCGUUGAUUUCCGUCUAAAGGCCUAUGUCCUCGGGGAUUUCUUGGGUGCGUCUUCUGCUUCCGGGCGACAGCUUCUCGGGGCCCUGCUUCCGCGCUCCUAUCCCAUGGCUCUCCGUCAAAGUUAGCAACCUAAACGGACAGCGUACGUCUUACUGCACCCACGCCGACCACGGUGCCCUGUGCUCCGUCUUUCGCUCUCUUUCCCCCUCAUCUCCAUGUCGCGAGCUCCCUCGGACAACAGGACUACUUCAGCCCGCACCUCCGUGCUCUCUCGCUAUGCCGCGAAGCUCAGCAGGCAACGUCUCGCUCACGUCUCGCUCGCCAAUAUCCUUGCUGGUCACACUUGCUCUCCCAUAGGCCUGGCUGAUUUUGAGGCGUACCUCGCCUUCAAGGAGCACUCACUGGAGAACCUGCACUUCGCUGUCUGGUACCAAAGCUACCGAAAACGCUAUCUCGCCCUUUCCUCUGCCCCUCAGUCUCGUCCCCACUACCACUGCAAGAGCGACUCCUUCCAAUUUCCGCUCCCAACCCCAGCACGGACAACACAACGUUUAUCGGAGUGCAGGCGACAGUCUGACACAGCAGCGUCCUGCUCCAACCCCUCCCCCACCGACUCCGUUUUCCCCGACGACUUUGCGUCUCCUGUACGCCGUGGCUUUCCCGGACCCCCGCUUUCCUUAACCUCACCCGCGCCCUCCGGCCUUCCCGCCUUUCCUUACACGUCUCCCUCCGACCCUUCGCACGAUGCUUCGCCUAUGAGAUCAUUGCGGCUCGAAUGCGCGCAUGCGACGGCGACAUUCCUCACCCCCAGUUCCCCAGAAGAGCUUAUGCUCGAUGCCGAGGUGCGAGAAGCCGUUAUACGCGAGUUGACAUGGAGCAUCCACCCCGACGUCUUCGUCUCCGUGUACGAGAGCGUCGUCGAGGCACUCGAAUCGUUCAGCCUCCCACGCUUUCUGGAGCACGCCUCGACGAACAUCAAUUCCCCCAAGCAGAUCUUCUGGUACUCCGUCGGCAUCGUCGACAUGCUUCUCGCAACAACACUAGCCGUUCUGUUCAUCGUGCUCCUGCCGAGCGGGAUGACCGAGGCGUCGCGGCGGGCUUGGCGCCUCAUUACCGUACCACUCUUCUCUCUGGGCAGCAUGCAGGCGUAUUCCGCGUGGAGAGGGUUCUGCAGUGAAGUAUGGGGUCGAGGCAACACGCAGUUACGUACCUGGGAACUCGAAGCGAGUGGACACGAGACCACGGCAUCCUCACCGUGGUCGUCGCUCGCCUCCACGAGCGCCCCCGCUUCCCCCGUCCGGGAGAACAAGAUCGUCCUCUCAAGCGUAUACGAAGUCGAGCGCGAGGGACGUUCCUACCAGGACUCUCCUUCCACCUCAGCCCCGACAUCACCGCAGUCGCAAACGUUCACGCCCGAUGCACAUGACGACAUAACGGCGAUCCCGGACCUCGAUGAUACCCACUCUUUGCACGGGAGGCUCGGACGCAAGAUACACCACCUCGGGAAAGACGCAGACGACGAGCCGCUAUCUGGCCAUCCCUACGUCACGUCUGUGGACGUGAGACUCUCGCAGGCCGGGUCUGGCGAGUCCGACGCAGAACCAGCGCUGCCCUUGGAUCCCUGGGGCUGGGAAGGCUCCUCACGCGGCGGGACUGGGGACGUGCGGAAAGGCUGGGAGCGCGAUGCGAAGGGGAGCCGACGGGCGAGUGCGAGGGAGGAGUUUAGGCGGCCGCCUGUGUUUGGGCCCGAGCGACCCGUGCUGGACCCGCACAUCCGUGCGGUGCACAAGGCGGUCAUGCGGGAUAUGUUGGUUGCGGGUUUCGUGUGCACGGUGGUGUUCACUGUGAUCAUACUCGCGGUACCGAGCGUUCAGGGCUCUUGACAGAAAUCUGUUGGUCGGAAGGACUUGUAUUCAUGGUCGGACUUGUUGUAACACGGGACACUGUAGCAUAGAUGUGCCAACAUCAUAAUCAUUGCUGC
Trametes versicolor FP-101664 SS1 is the source of this 2079-nucleotide messenger RNA. RefSeq lists its product as uncharacterized. The coding region runs from base 314 to 1981 and encodes 555 amino acids. The transcript is spliced from 3 exons. The record is from RefSeq and is a predicted model, not a curated record. Lineage: Eukaryota; Fungi; Basidiomycota; Agaricomycetes; Polyporales; Polyporaceae.